AUGGACAGUGACUAUACUGCAAAGCUUGUGUACUCUGGUGAAGGAGAAGCAAUUUUAUUUAAUCAUAAUGUUUCAUAUUUUGAUUUUGCUAAUUCUGUACGUGAUCGAUUUCACGUAUUGGGCAGAAGCAUUGUCAAGCUGAGGUCUAUUUCCAGAGAAGCUAAUUGUGUUGCUGAUAAGUUGGCCGACCUCGGUCAUGCUAGAAUGAGCUCUGAAGUUUGGCUUUCUUAUCUCCCUGUUUUCCAGAGUUCAAUCUGGAUCAACUGGGUGGAUACUGUGUUCAAUGCAAAUGGAAGACCCCGCCGUCGAGAAAAUCGCAAUCUCUGGCCCCGCCCUGGCCUCCAUGAUCCAACGCUUCUCCACCUCCCGCUCCUCCGUCGACGGCUUAAUCUUUGGCCACGUCAGCCUCCUCGCCCCUACUCUCUCCGACGACGAUUCCUCCUCCUCCUCCACCCUCAUCGCCACCGUCACCUCCUUCUUCUGCUCCUCCUCCUCCCUCUCCUUCUACUCCCCUCGGGUCAAGUCGACCAGAUCCUCCUCCGCCGCCUCGCCCAAUCCCAAUCCCCCUCCUCCCACCUCCUCGGCUGGUUCUCCGGCCGCCGCAGAUCCCACCUCCGUCCCUCCCUCCGCGAAUUCGCCGUCUCCAACUCCCUAACCUCCAACCCUAGCCUCUCUUUCCCGAUCCAAACCUCUCCGCCGCCGAUCGCCGGCGACCUCAAACCCUGCCUGUUCCUCCUCUUCGCUUCUCCGAUCACCGAUCAGACAAUCCACACUCACGAGUACCGCGCCUACCAGUUCCGGACCGCCACGCGCUCGUUCGAGCCGAAAUCGAUCGACAUUGUCAACAUCGGUCCGGCGUUUCGAGGCCACUACGGCGCGUUCAGCCCCAGCUCGCAGUUUCCGGCUCUGCCGUGUGAGCUGAGGGCUGAGCCGAUGAAUGUGGAUAGGGGAGAAGAGAGUUUGGGGCAGUUGAAGACUCAGAGUGAGCUGGAUAUGUGGGCCGAGGGGUUAGAGGUGAGUAGCUUGAGUAGGCUGAUGGGUUUGGAGGCGGCGAGUUACACUUCUGGUGUGGAGGAAUUGUAUGGAAAGAUGCUUGUGAAGAUUGAGAGCUUGGCUAGGGAAGUUGAGGACAGCUCUGCGAAGAUUCGAGAGCAGGAAGAUCAUAAUAGGAAGUUGCGGUACAAAGCUGCUAGGACUGCUGGAUUGUAGAAAUUGCCGACUCUUGGGUGCUUUUAUGCUUAUGUAAGGGAAAUGUGUGUACAGGAAACUGCCUGUGCCAAUCUGGUAGCUGAUGGGUAAGAGAUUUGGACACGCAGCAUUGCUUUGGAUGAAUCCCGCAGUUUGAUGAAUUUUUAUACGAUGAUCAUCUUUUGGAACAUUGGAAAUGUUUUUGUACUGGCAUGGUUAAUUUCUCAGGUGGUAGUGAAGACAUGGAUAGCUUGAAGUGCCUUCUUUCUGUUAUUUGUGCUCUAGAGAUAUCCAGCAUCAACUUGUGUAUUAUCAUUCAUGCUUAUGUUGGUAUAUAUUUUUAUCAGUUCGGAAAUUCAUAAAAACAAUAAAAUUGUUCAACCAAAAAAAAAUGAAUAGGGGCUUGCUCAAGCCCAACCCAUAUUUUACUGAUG
Fragaria vesca subsp. vesca is the source of this 1622-nucleotide messenger RNA. RefSeq lists its product as uncharacterized. The coding region runs from base 1 to 1209 and encodes 402 amino acids. Lineage: Eukaryota; Viridiplantae; Streptophyta; Magnoliopsida; Rosales; Rosaceae. Gene Ontology annotation, cellular component: nucleus. The record is from RefSeq and is a predicted model, not a curated record. The transcript has 5 exons. Gene Ontology annotation, molecular function: polyubiquitin modification-dependent protein binding.